Molecule: messenger RNA, 1432 nt
Organism: Ylistrum balloti
Lineage: Eukaryota; Metazoa; Mollusca; Bivalvia; Pectinida; Pectinidae
Product: 3-hydroxyacyl-CoA dehydrogenase type-2-like
Exons: 5
Coding region: 33-809 (258 amino acids)
Biological process (GO): estrogen metabolic process; androgen metabolic process; fatty acid metabolic process
Cellular component (GO): mitochondrion
Molecular function (GO): estradiol 17-beta-dehydrogenase [NAD(P)+] activity
Source: RefSeq, a predicted model, not a curated record
CUCCCAGAUUUUGCUCUAUCGAAACGAGGAACAUGUCAGCCGGCAAGCUAAAGGGUCUUGUUACCGUGGUGACAGGGGCUGCAUCAGGACUGGGAAAAGCCACCGCCACACGAUUUGUGAAUCAAGGAGCCAAAGUUGUCCUUGUGGAUUUGGCUACAUCAGAUGGACAAAACGUUGCUGACUCUUUGGGCAAAAACUGUGUAUUUCAAGCAGCAGAUGUGACAUCAGAGAAAGAUGUGAGGGAAGUGAUGAAUUGUGCUGAGUCGAAAUUUGGAGGGUUGAAUGUGGCAGUCAACUGUGCUGGCAUUGGAAUAGCAGUGAAAACAUUUCAUCAAAAGAAAGGUCUUCACCCAUUGGAUGAGUUUUCUAAAGUUCUUCAGGUUAAUACAGUUGGAUCAUUUAAUGUGAUGCGGAUGAGUGCAGAGCUGAUGGCCAAGAAUCCCAGUUCAGAGCUGGAGGAACGUGGUGUCCUCAUCAAUACAGCUAGUGUGGCAGCCUUCGACGGUCAGGUAGGACAAGCGGCCUACUCUGCUAGUAAGGGGGCAAUCGUGGGGAUGACCCUUCCAAUUGCUCGUGACCUUGCUCCACUGAAGAUCAGGGUCUGCACCAUUGCUCCUGGCCUGUUUGAUACACCACUUUUGGCAUCAUUACCAGAAAAGGUUCGCACGUUUCUGUGUAACACCAUUCCUUUCCCACCACGCCUUGGAAACCCUGAUGAAUAUGCCCACAUGUGUCAGUCCAUCGUAGAGAACGGUUACAUGAAUGGAGAGGUGAUUCGAUUAGACGGAGCAAUCAGGAUGAUGCCAUGAUUGAACAUUUUUAUUUAUUUUGAGAAUUUGAAUUUUGAAGACUACAACCUUGUGUGAUAUUUUACACAUUCUUUACUCAUAUUUUGAGAUAGUAUGUUGAUUCACAUACUGUCAUUCAGUCAUUGUACUUGGAACAAAUUUUUCAACAUGAAAAUUUAUCACAAAAACAAAUUUUUUUAUCAUGAAAGUCACAAAUAUGAUAACUUUAGAAGCCAGUAAAUGCAAAAUUCACUGUACUCUUAUGGGUAUUAUAUUACUUAAAACCUUUGUUCAUUACUAGAUCAAUCACUGUAUUAAAUAGGCUUAAUGAGGAAGGGAAAUAACUGUCGUAUAAUGUUAUGUAUAUUUACAACAAAGCAGUAGAUUUAAGAACCUACAAAAGUAAUCAACAUAUCAAAGAGGUUUUUCCUGAUUAUGAAGAUUUCAAUGAACUAACCUCAAGUUAGGUUUCUAAAAUUUGAAAAAGUAGAAAAUAUAUAUAUCUUACUCUAAUUUUGGUGAAAUUCGAAUGAUGGCCUUAUGGCAAAUCACACUCACGAUUAAAAUAUUUGUAAUUUUACAUAUAUAUAUGACUUUUUGUUUGCAUUGUAAUGAACAUGUAUGAAUAAAUACUACUUUUGUAA